Microsporum canis CBS 113480 is the source of this 4542-nucleotide messenger RNA. Its product is annotated as low temperature essential 1. Gene Ontology annotation, biological process: Ras protein signal transduction; positive regulation of GTPase activity. The coding region runs from base 1 to 4542 and encodes 1513 amino acids. Gene Ontology annotation, cellular component: plasma membrane. Gene Ontology annotation, molecular function: guanyl-nucleotide exchange factor activity. The record is from RefSeq and is a predicted model, not a curated record. The transcript is spliced from 3 exons. NCBI's taxonomy places the organism in Eukaryota, Fungi, Ascomycota, Eurotiomycetes, Onygenales, Arthrodermataceae.
AUGAACACCAAUAGCUCUAGCUACUCUGCUUUUGGUCCGCGAAGACACUCCGUCGCGAAGAGCCAGAACAUCCAUAGCCAGGGCCCCAGCCUGCGGGAGGUGAAAAGCAGUGAUGAGGUGCUCGCCCACCGUCGCAGAGGUGCCUCUCAUGGACGCCAGUUCACAGUCGCGAAUGUUGGUAACAAUGGACGGCUAUAUCUACGGCCAAUCGCCAACCGGCCCUACGCAUUGCAAACCCUGCAACCGAGCCCGAACAUAGCGGAAACAACAACAGACCACCGGGCCAGUGCCUGGUCUAACUCACAGUUCUCCUACCUCGUUGAUCAGCCAGAUACAACCUCGCGUGGACCUGCACUAGCCUACCAUCACCUCCGUCGAUGGAAAUCAUUGCCUACCAUAGACGAUGUUCCGCCAAGUCCCACCCGCGGAGCAUUGAAGGUGGUCAUCGAGGGGUCAGAGCCCGUCGACAAAACACCGCCCAAGUUACCAGGCCCGGCACGUAAGCUAGACGACUUCAGGUUCCCUGAUAGACAUGCUUCUGCCUAUCGACCAGCACCCAGGACUCCGAGGUUGUCCUCGCCAAUAUCGAUGGCAAAGAUGGACAAUAAGUCUGUCGACAAGGCAAUUGGCCAGUCCGUCUUUUACAAGCUCAUGGAGCCAAUCGAACCCUCCAUCUUUGAUGACCUUAUACCCAUCAUGCACGACGCCUCCGUUGUCCGGUAUGCAAAACAAACUAAACAGCUUUCUGCUGCUACCCCAGCACGCAUUGUUGCCCAGAUAUCAUCCGAAUCAUUUAUGGACUACGAACUCGUCUCGGAUUUUUUCCUUACCUUCCGCUCCUACCUCUCUCCGGGUAACUUGCUAUCCCUCCUCUUGGCUCGUCUCCAGUGGGCCAUCAAUCGUCGUGAGGAUGACGGGCGCAUUAUUCGUAUCCGCGUCUUUGCAGCUCUGCGACACUGGAUCCUAAACUACUUCGUUGACGACUUUGUUGCAAACGACGGCCUGCGUGCACAGUUUUGUUCUCGUAUAAAUUCUCUAUAUGAAGAUCUUAAAUGCCGCUCCUCCCGUGAUGUCAGCGACACUAAGAUCAUUUUGGACCUGAAACGGUGCUGGAACGGGAGAUGUGCGCAGUACUGGGAUGAUCCUGAGUUUGUUAACGAUGCACGACCAGAUGAUCCCAUUGUCCCUGGUGCAAAUAAGCCAGACUCUCGGCCUAACGGUGAUGGACUGUGUUUUUCCUAUUCCGAACUUGUCGCCCAGGAUGCACCUGCAAGCUACAAUCGCAAGGGUUCAGCUGCUUCAGUGAACGACUUCCCCAAAAGUCCACCGCCUGCAUCGUCUGCUUUCAGCCCACCAAGCGUCAAUAUGCCUUCCUCCCGCCUUUCAAUGCGUAAUAACAGCUUGUCUAACCAAGGCCGAACUGCGCACCAUCCGCCAGAUCCCAUCCCAGAACUAAACGACCCCUCUCGCUCCCCUGCUUCCCCUAGCCUGCGCUCCCCCACAUGGCGAUGGCCACUCCACUCUCAUUCUCAAUCUUCGCACUCCCAUAAACGCAGUGGAAGCUUCUCCGACUCGUUUCGAGAUGACCGGGCUCCUCUGCCACACUCCCAGUCAAAUCUUAAUAUUGACAGCAGUGGCGGAGGACUGACUUCCUUGAGUCAAUUAACCGUCGAAACUACCAAUUCGCCCGGCGUGAACUUUAGUAUUAUUCGGGGCAGUAUGCUCGCGCCUUUGGAGCCAGAUGUGCCAACGACACGUCCGCCAUCACCACCGCCAGACCCUUCCAUGCCUCGUUUACGACCCCCGAGUUCGCCUUCAUUCUCUUCAUCAACCUCGGCAGCCGCUUCCUUCGCGCGGACAGACUCACCGCCUAAAUCUCCCGCACCAGCAGUGAAAACAUUCAUCAGCUCUCUCCGUCGUGUCCUACACGGUAGCAGCUCUAUUGCUAGUGCCUCCUCCGCAAGCGGUAUAUCUAAUAAACCAGAACCCCGCCCUAUCGUAUCAGCGUAUGGCAAAACGUCUCUCCUCCCACCUAAUGUUGUCUUCGGAUCUGACAAGUAUCGCGAAAAGAGACCGGGCAUCAAGAGCGCCUCCCGGAUCGACGUCUUAUGCGACAGGGCUUACCAGUCCUAUAGGGCUCUAGCAAUACAAACACCUGUAGCUACCCCUACUGUUGUCGCUCGUAGUCCGAGCCCCAAAUCGCAACCGCGAGCAGAAAUGCCCGCCUCGCUCCCCAUUCCCAACUAUUCACGCGGGGUAUCUAGCCAAAUCACAGCAGGCAGCCAGUCCAUAGUUAUCGUUGACGAUACUGGAGCUAGGGUAGGCACAGGUGGAGGCCUUUCUCUGCUUCCUGAGGAAUUCCAGAUGUACUAUCCAGGCUCUGGUCAAUCUGAACCCGAGCCAGAAAUUGAUCCAUUGACACCGAUACCCAUGCAAAUACCCCAGAAAGAUAAACUAGAAGUUACCCCAAUCUCAACACAUGAAAAUGUCACUAUCAACAAGCCAGGCUCGAGGUUGCGCAAGUAUGCAUCCUACCAAAGCGUGUUAGGUGGCCACGGCGCCCAACGGCCCGUCUCCGAUAUGCCCAAGGUUACCGCACACGUAGAUAUGGCAGCUAGUAGAGAUUCAUUCUUACCUGUACAUAUGCCUGCGGCUAGGCCCUUGCAGCUACCAGAGAAACGCCUUCGCAGACGGCCAGGUGGCGAUCUACGCAAGAUGCAAAACACCGUAGACUCUGUGGAACAAAGGCCAAAUAUCAACCAUGACCGUGGUCUGACGACAUUAAAGUUUGCUUCUGGUACAACCGCAACGAACUCUACGUCCUCCGCAUUGUAUAUACCCCCUGCAUCAGUAAAUAUGGGCUCCGGCUCCCAUAGCGAGGACGACAAUUAUGAUGAUGACGAUGAAAUUGACUUUUCAACUUCUUCCAGCGCACUGGAUUCACUUAGCCGCAGCGAUACACGCUCUUACUCCUCUCCACAGCCUCGGGGCAGGCAUAUCUUCGAAGAUGCAGUUGCUGGUUUUCGGAAGAUACCUGACCAAGCAGAUGGGGGUAUUGAGUCUGCUCUUCUUAAGCUUGAGGGAAGAUGGGGAGAGGGUAUGGGUUCCGGAGUAAAUGAUAGUCCUCAGAAAGCAGCCUUCUCUAAUACAGGUAGACGGAGGUCUCGUCACGCUCGGCAUGAUGGACUGACACACGGGCAAUACUUAAAUGUUCGUAAUGAUACUACGGCCUACCCUGGAUCUUCGGAUGCGGCUAUUCCCACUGGUACGGAGUCUUACCUUGGAUCGGAUUAUUCAUACUCCUCCAUUCCGCUUCUGGAACGAGGAUUGGGAGACGAAUCGAUGAAGACACCCCAACUUCCUAAAUCCGAGAACCCUUCGCCCUUAGGUCAAGGUGCUCUAUCUCAUCCAUCAAUUGAAGUCAUAGAGAAGACGGAUAGCAUGAAUAGGAUUGCGCAGGGCGCAACGGCAGCAGAACCCGUACAUGAGAAUGCUGAUGACAACAUCUCAGAGCUUUCAUCUGAACUCUCAAUAGAUGAAGAAUCUAGUAGGGGGGCAUCACAUCCUACUCAUCCCCUCGCUGCGCCAUCUGUACCUAUAUCCUUCCUUCCACCAGCCUCUUUACCACCAUACAAUCAUUAUGGCUGUCCUCCAUAUGCCAAUCAACACCAUGAUACCCACCCAAACUUCUCUCGUCCUCGAAAUAACUCUCAACCCUCUCUAACACCCACUACUCCAACUCACUCAGGCAGCACCUUCCCUAGCUCCGGCCACAUUGCAUUUGUUCUAGCUCAUGACUCGCAGACACUUGCCAAACAAUUCACCAUUGUCGAACAAGCAGCUCUCGGUGAGGUUGACUGGAAGGACCUCGUUGAUAUGCGCUGGGCGCAUUCCUGCCCUUCCCCGCUUAACUGGGUUGAUUAUCUCUCUGCUGGUCUCGACCGCAAGGGCAUAGACAUGGUUAUCGCACGGUUCAACCUAAUGGUCAAAUGGGCGGUAUCAGAAAUCGUGCUAACCAAGAAUAUCUCGGAGCGUGCUCUUGUGAUCACGAAACUGAUCCAUAUAUCUGUUAACGCUAGAAAAUUGCGCAACUAUGCCACCAUGCUGCAGAUUGUCAUUGCUUUAUCAUCCGUUGACUGUACACGACUAGCGAAAACGUGGGAGCGUGUCCCCGAGACUGAAAAGGGCAUCCUGGCCGAAAUGGAAUCGUUGAUCCAACCAACUCGCAACUUCCACAAGCUUAGGUCUGAAAUGGAAUCUUCCGUUCAAGACGGCUGCAUUCCAUUUGUUGGCCUCUAUGUUCAAGAUCUUACAUACAAUGCUCAAAAGCCUGCGCAGAUCGCAAGCACCCGCGACGGCGAACCACUGGUCAACUUUGAACGUUAUCAUACUGCUGCAGCCAUUGUGAAAAGCCUUCUUCGUCUUAUUGAUGCAAGCACAAAAUAUACCUUCGAGCCCGUCCCCGGAGUAUUAGAGCGUUGCCUUUGGAUUGCUGCUUUAGCGGACGACGAUAUCAAAGCGUUCAGCAAAGCGAUUGAAUAA